Messenger RNA from Zychaea mexicana, 5628 nucleotides. RefSeq names its product chitin synthase-domain-containing protein. The transcript has 4 exons. Lineage: Eukaryota; Fungi; Mucoromycota; Mucoromycetes; Mucorales; Lichtheimiaceae. Gene Ontology annotation, cellular component: cell septum; cell periphery; myosin complex. The record is from RefSeq and is a predicted model, not a curated record. Gene Ontology annotation, molecular function: cytoskeletal motor activity; chitin synthase activity; ATP binding. The coding region runs from base 1 to 5628 and encodes 1875 amino acids.
AUGGGCAAACCAAAAAACAAGCCCCAAAAUAUAGCUGAUCUUGCACAGCUUUCAUCGCCGACCGAAGACUCCAUCACGGCAACGCUCAGGGUCCGAUUCGAGAAUGACACCAUCUAUACUCGCAUUAACGACGGCAUCCUCGUUGCUUUGAAUCCAUAUAAAGAUACACUUCAAUCGCACACAUCGCCCGAGUAUGUUGCAGAGUACAAGGAAAUUCAGACAGAGGCACUCGAGCCAUUACCGCCGCACUUGUACCAGAUCGCGAAUCAAGCGUAUUUGCACAUGCGCCGAACGGGUGUUGAUCAAUCCAUUUUUCUCAGUGGCGAGACGGGUAGCGGAAAAACAGAAGCAUACAAAUCUAUAGUGCAGCAUUUGAUCGCGCUCAGCUGUCACAAGAAGGAAACCAAGUUACAAAACCAGGUGCUGAACGCUCAGACGGUGCUAGAAGCGUUCGGACAUGCACGGACAACGUUUAACGGGAACGCAUCGCGGUUUGGGAAAUACACGGAAAUCCAGUUUAAUGAACGCGGGCGAAUGUCGGGCGCCAAGACGCUCAACUAUUUGCUGGAAAAGAAACGCGUUGUCAAACGACCUACGGGUGAAGGCAGCUUUCACAUGUUCUACUAUCUCUUGGAGGGCGCCUCGGCCGAAGAAAAACAAAUCCUGCAACUGACCGACGCCACGCAAUACACGUACCUGAACCGAUCCCACGGACCCGACACAACACUAACACCAGAAAACGAAACGUACUACGAAACGAUCAAGAUGGCACUACGCUCGUUGGGUAUUGGCAAACGGCAACAGGCUCGCAUCAUGCAAUUGUUGGCCUGCCUACUGCAUUUGGGCAACCUGCAAUUUGUUCAGGGCAACAGCUUGCAAGAAGCACCGCUCGUAAAAAACCCAGAAACAUUGGAUCUGUGUGCAGACUUCUUGGGCGUCGAUCCACAGGCGCUGUUGAAUGUCUUGACGUACAGGACAGCCAUGAUCAAGAAAGAUGUGACAACAAUGAUUCUCGAUGUCGAGCAAGCCGGCGGGCAGCGAGACAGUUUGGUCGUAGCACUGUACUCGCUGUUAUUCAGCUGGCUCGUGGAACAAAUCAACGCCAAGCUAUGCAACGAGACAAUCCAUAAUGUGAUUGGCAUCCUCGACAUGCCUGGCCCGCACACGUACUAUUCGACAGCAUCGUUUGAGCAGUUUUGCGUCAACUUUGUACACGAGCGGCUGCACAACUACAUGCUUCGACAAAUGUUCGAGACAGACAUAGGCGACUAUCGCCAAGACGGACUGGAUAUACCCGACGUUCCUUACUUCAACAAUGCCGCAUGCGUUGAGUUAAUUGAAAGACCCAAGCACGGCCUGCUUGAUAUCACAAACCACCACUCCAAAUCGUCGAGUCGCGGCACUGAUGGCGCCAUGCUCGAUACGUUCUGCAAGUACAACGGCGGCCAUGAUUCGUUUGCAAUCAAGACAGCCGAUACAGGCGCGCGCAUGUUUGCGAUCCAGCAUUUUGCUGGCCAGGUGACCUACAACCCGGACGGUUUUGUCGAGAACAACAAGGACUCAUUGAGCGCCGGUUUUGUUGCUUUGCUUCGCGGCAAUGAUGACCAACCUGCAUCGUACAACUCGUUUAUUGUCGGCCUGUUCGCCGACAACAGCAUCCAGACCGAGACUCAUCCCAAACAAUCGGACGCCAUCUUGAACGCACAACAAAUCAAUAAGCCAGGGCGAUCGCCUUCCAUGCGAAGAUCAAAGUCCACACGACGAAACAAGACCAGCGAAAGCAACAAUAAUGACGACGAGAACAAUACGUUAGAGCCGAUUGAAGAAGAAAAGGCAGCAUUGAAACUAAAAAGCAGCGGCAGCAGCAAUGAUAACAAGGUUUCGAUGGCACUGACUCAGUUGCGUGGGUCGCUUGAUGAUCUUCUUACGACUUUGGACGAAACAACGCCCUGGUUUAUAUUCUGUCUGCGGCCGAGCGAUGCAGGUGCACCCAACAUGUUUGACCCCCAAAGGGUCAGAGCGCAGGUCCGUGCACUGGGCUUGGCGCAGAUUGCAGAACGAAUGCAUGCAAGCUAUACCAUGUCGUAUUUUCAUGACGAGUUUUGCGAACGCUAUGGCGAUACUUUGCUUGCAGCAGGUGUGCAGCAGGAUCGGGAGCCUCGCGAUCAAUGUGAGGCUGCAGCUGCCAUUUUUGGAUGGUUCGCUACUCAGGCAGCCAUCGGGAACAGUCGGAUAUUCCUGAGUGAAACAGCAUGGCGUUACCUAGAAGACCAGCUCCGGUUACUAGAAAAAGACGAUCAGAAGCGACUAAAGGAAGAAAAGCGCAUGAUGCAAGACGAUGCUACAAUCCUGGAGGGCUCAGAAUAUGGCGAUCGACGCACACUAGCAGCCCACAAUGCAGCAGCGGCAGGACUUCCCGUGCCACAUGCCAUGUCGAACACAAUGUCUGUCUAUUCAGACGACCAGCGAUCCUACCUGUCAGAAGACGAACUGUACCGCGACCAGCACACCGAAGGUCUGUCGCAAAGCGGCUCUGAUGGAUUUGCAUCGAGUGCAUCGGGGUAUAUGGAGAUGAAGCACAUGAUGCCCACUGAUGCUGUCGUGGAAGAAGAGGAACCAGCCGAAGACGAAAAGCCGUCGGCUGCACGGAGACGUUGGGUUGGAUUCGUAUGGUUCAUGACAUGGUGGAUACCCAGCAAAUUCUUGGAAUGGUGUGGUAAGAUGCGCCGCAAAGAUAUUCGGAUGGCAUGGCGUGAGAAGGUGGCGCUGUGUAUGAUCAUUUUCUUGAUGGCCGGCUUCAUUAUCUGGUUCUUGGUCGGUUUCGGUCGCAUUGUAUGUCCGCAUCAAGAUGUGUAUUCCCAAUCAGAGCUACAGGCGCACAGUGCUGGCGGAGACGCGUAUGUUUCUAUCCGCGGCGAAGUGUUUGACCUCACCAAGUUUGCACCACGCCACUAUGCCACCGAAGUGAUUCCUCAGAGCGCUAUCCUGGCAUAUGGAGGCACGGAUGCAUCGCAGCUGUUCCCUGUCCAGGUAUCUGCACUGUGCCGUGGCUACACGCCCGAAGAAGUGUCUCCAUACGUAUCACUGGAUUAUACCAUCAACCUGACAGACAGCAAUGCCAAUUAUCACGAUUUCCGGAUAUCCAGUGGCGACUACCGCCCGGACUGGUAUUUCCAAAAAAUGUCCAUGCUACGCAAGGGUUACAAGCUCGGCAACAUGGGCUACACACCCAAAGACUUGGAAAACCAGGCAAACAAUCCAACAGAUAUGAACGGCUUCAAAACGACCCGCAAAUGGGCUAUUUUGGAGGGCGAAAUCUACGACUUGACCGUGUACACCUUGGGAGGACGUACAGCGAGAGCACCUGAAGGCCAGCAAGCUCCGGGUGACGUUGAUCUGGAUUUCAUGGACGAGUCUGUCGUGAACUUGUUCCGGACACAAUCUGGCACGGAUAUCACGGAACAAUGGCAAGCUAUGGACAUGGAUCCGGACAUCAAGUACAAGCAAAAAGUCUGUCUGCGCAACCUGUUUUAUGCCGGCACGGUCGACAACCGGAACUCUGCGCGUUGUAUCUUUGCCGAGUAUUUGCUGCUAAUUGUCACGGUCUUGCUCUGUGCAGUAAUCGUUUUUAAAUUCUUGGCCGCUUUGCAGUUUGGUACGAGACGUGAUCCCGAAGUCCAUGACAAGUUUGUUAUCUGCCAGGUGCCUUGUUACACCGAAGAUGAAGAAUCCCUGCGCAAGACGAUCGAUUCGAUCUCGACCUUGGAUUAUGAUGACAAGCGCAAACUAAUGUUUUUGAUCUGUGACGGUAUGAUUGUCGGUGGCGGCAACGACCGUCCUACACCACGUAUCGUUCUGGAUAUUCUUGGUGUGGAUCCGCACGUCGACCCCGAACCGCUGUCGUUCCUUUCGGUAGGCGAAGGUUCCAAGCAACACAACAUGGCCAAGGUUUACUCGGGCUUGUACGAGAUACGCGGCCAUGUGGUGCCAUACAUUGUUGUUGUCAAGGUCGGCAAGCCAUCCGAACGACAGAAGCCUGGCAACCGAGGCAAGCGUGAUUCCCAGCUUAUUCUGAUGCGCUUCUUGAACAAGGUCCAUUUCAUGACCCCCAUGACGCCUAUGGAGCUGGAAAUCUAUCAUCAAAUCAAGAAUGUCAUCGGUGUCAAUCCAAGUUUCUACGAGUUUGUGCUGAUGGUGGAUGCCGAUACCGAGGUGAGCAAGGAUGGUCUUAACCGGAUGGUCUCUUGUUUUGUGCAUGACGCCAAAAUCAUUGGUCUGUGUGGCGAAACGCUGUUGUCCAACGCCAAGGAUACCUGGGUGACGAUGAUUCAAGUCUACGAAUACUUCAUUUCUCACUACCUGAUCAAAGCAUUCGAGUCCCUCUUUGGCACCGUCACCUGUUUGCCCGGCUGUUUCUGUAUGUACCGUGUCCGAUCACCCAGUAAAAACAUCCCGCUGCUGAUUGCGAACCAGUUGAUCGAAGACUACCAAGUCAACAAGGUCGAUACGCUGCACAAAAAGAACUUGCUGUUCCUUGGUGAGGAUCGAUACCUGACGACUUUGGUGCUCAAGCAUUUCGCGAACUACAAGACCAAGUUCACGCCCGAUGCCAAGUGUGAAACAAACGCCCCCGACCAGUGGUCUGUGCUCUUGUCGCAGCGUCGUCGAUGGAUCAAUUCGACUAUCCACAACCUCGGUGAACUGGUUUACUUGCCUCAAUUGUGUGGUUUCUGCUGCUUUUCCAUGCGUUUCGUCGUCAUGCUUGAUCUGAUCAGCACCCUUGUGCAACCUGCGAUCGUCGGCUACUUGAUUUACCUGAUCUAUACCUUGGCUACGUCCACGAGUACGGUGCCCGUCAUGUCCAUCAUCACAAUUGCCGGUGUGUACGGCUUGCAAGCGGUUAUCUUUAUUUUGCAUCGCAAGUGGGAACACAUCAUGUGGAUGAUUGUUUCCAUCUUCGCCAUCCCGGUCUUUUCGUUCUUUAUUCCUGUUUAUUCGUAUUGGCACUUUGACGACUUCUCGUGGGGUAACACGCGUGUGGUCAUGGGCGAAAAGGGCCAGAAGAAGAAAGUCAUGGCCGAGGAAGGCAAGUUUGAUCCGCGAACCAUCCCCAUGAUGACCUGGGAUCAGUAUGAAGAGGGCCUGUUCAUGCACGACGAUUUCAAUGAUAAUGCAUCGGUCGGAUCCAAAGGCUCGGCACGGUCAGGAUACAGUUUUUACAGUACCGGCAGUGGCUACCACUAUAACAAUGGCCAGCAACCACCCCCGCCGCAACCACAUCAAUCCACGGCGCCAGGCCAGUAUGUCGCAUCGAGCAAUAUGUCGUACAUUGGCCCGCCAGCUUCAACUACCAUGUCAUCACAUCAGUCGUACAUUGAUCCAGCAGCCUCACAUCAGUCGUUCAUGGCGCCUCAGUAUAUGUCUGGCAUGCCAGCAGGUCCAGGUACGCAUCAAUCGUACAUGCCGCCAGCAACAAAUGCGUCACACAUGUCAUAUAUGCAACCAUCAGGCACAGGCAGUACGCCCUCGCUUGUGGCACCACCGUCGUAUGCUGGCACCCAUCAAUCAUUCGUUGGUGCGCCACAACAAUAUUAUCCCGCAUCACCAUUACAUAAAUAUGGUGAAUAA